Messenger RNA from Saccostrea cuccullata (small rock oyster), 1295 nucleotides. Its product is annotated as signal-induced proliferation-associated 1-like protein 1. NCBI's taxonomy places the organism in Eukaryota, Metazoa, Mollusca, Bivalvia, Ostreida, Ostreidae. The record is from RefSeq and is a predicted model, not a curated record. The transcript has 8 exons. The annotation marks the transcript as partial.
UGAUAAAAAAAUUAAAGUCUUUUCUGACCCGAAUUAUCACAGCCACAGCUCUAGGGAUGAUUUAACCAACGUUGGUAAGAAGAGAGCAGAUCCUACCUCAGCCAACAGCAAAGGUCGGCCCGGGGGUCACAGGAGGACCCACCUGUCAGAGGUGUCCCCCCUCAGCAGUGAAAACGGCAGCCCAAGAUCUUCUCAAAAGAACCUGAGUGGAAUGUCAUCUGAGGAAUCACUGAACACCCGACUCCGUCCAGGCGUGAACGGUAAACACUCCAAGACACAGUCCAACGAACUUCAAGAGGACCUCAAACGCUUGAUUGACAUGGACCUCAAAAACAGUGACCUCAGAGGCAUACUGCAGGGCAGCUCUAUAGAGAGACCGUCUUUUCCACUGAAGAGAACCAUGUCUGAUGAAAGCCUCCACAGUCAGAAGGGAGCCACCAUAUCCCCCUCCCGAGAGGCCAUUGUGGCGGACCUCAUUUUCUCCACCGCCCCUCCAGUACCUGCUCUCCCUAAGGAGGUGCUGGGAGAUGCAAGGUUGUCCCCUCGUGCUAUGCUGGACAGUGCUAUGGCAGCCAAAGCCCGGCAGGUAUUGAGUCGUAACGCUGCAGCUGCUCAACCCAGAACUCAACAGAACCCUGUCCCUCUCCCCGAGUCAGCGGCCAGCUUAGACUGGUCCAAUCUGGUCAACGUAGCUACAAAGGCCAUAGAAAGUACAGAUGGCUCUAAGUCCCGAAGUUCUGGUAGGGAUCCAAAGGACAGAGCUCUCCCACCUGAACCAAGUAAAGCGGGGGUCAACAAACCAACCAGCAGUUACACAAAGCCCCCAACCAGCCAGCCACAGGGGAGUUCAGUUUGGAGGUCUGCUGUAUCUAACCCCCAGCAGAGAAUUCAGGAGCUGGAGAACAAAGUAGAGCAGCUAGAGAUGGACCUAGAUAAGGAGAGGAAAGAGAAUGCUGAUUUGGAGGCUGAAGUGGAGUCACUGAGACGAGACAACAUCCGUCUUCAGGAGGAAUCACAGACUGCUGCGGCACAGCUCCGCAAAUUUACCGAGUGGUUUUUCCAAACGAUAGACAGACAGUAGAUAUUACUCUGUGUAAAGGGGAAUAACUCAACAAAAAGAUAGAGAGCAUUCUUCAGUGAUAUUCUUAUGUGAUAGAAAUUUUGAAUUUAUGAAAUCCAUGACUGUUUAGGCUGCUAAAUAAGGUAUUUGGAUCAAAUUUAAGUUUUAAAUGAAGUAUUACAGGAGGUGUUUAUGCAAAUCAUGUUGAAUCCCAUAAACAGGGGAUAAAAUUUUG